GUUUACUGAAAACUAAUGACCACAACAACAGCAAUGACAUCAGCAAAGAAAGACUCGUUUGAUCGCUUCGGCGAUGAUUUGUGUCAACUAUUGCUUCAAUAUCUGCCAAUCGAUGACAGACUAAGACUGGAAUCGGUGUCCAAACAGUGGUUGGCAUUGAUAUUCAAUACACAAACUGAUCUCGUAUUUGAUCGCAAACUAUUGAAAACAAUGUCUUUGAAUUCAUGGCAUUACUAUUAUCAGUCAAUUAAGUUGUUUGAAGUGAUUGUCUCAAAGUGUCCGAACAUUACCGCAGUUACCAUAAGUGAUGGUUCAAGACUACCCGGUUGUGUCCAUGCGAUAAAUAGUUUCAUGAAUUUAUUAAUAAUAAACUGUCACCGAUUAAGACACAUAUCUAUUAAACAUGAUUACUACUGUCAGUGGUCGGUCAUCGACCGUACGUUUGAACGAUUUUUUCGGAGAUUCGGCCGACAAUUGUUGACAUUCAAGUUUGAAGGCACUAAUCAUGAAUUUAAUAAACAAUUGUUUUACGAAGUGGUCGACGGUAUGCCUAACUUGAAAACCCUGGAUAUCACUUAUGAUAGCUAUGAAAGUACUGUCCAAUUAAAUGACAUCUUAAUCGAUAAUAUGUGUGAUUUGUUGCCGGAAUCGUUGCAAUCAUUGAACAUAAAACUGGCCGAAUCGUCGAUGACGUUGUUUGCAAAGUUUGCCUAUAUUUAUGGCAAACAAUUGACAUCAUUGAAGAUAAUGUUGGACCAGUCGACCGAUGAGGACAAUGACUACGACAAUAACGCCGAUAACUACGAUAACUACGACAAUAACGCCAAUGACUACAACAAUAACGCCGAUGAAGACGAUGACGAUGACUACGAUGAAGGGCCCAAUUGGAACAAAUGGGAUCUGAAGACAUUGUUGACUGGUUUUGAACAAAUUCCGCGAUUAAGACAACUCAGCUUUGAUUUGCCAUUUGAUUUUGACAUCAAUUUUAUCGGCGAUUUAUUUUCGACAAUUGGACGCAACUGUCGACAACUUAAAUCGUUAGACUAUAAGUCAGAUAUAAUAAAUCUAUUGACAAUUGAACGCAUGUUUAUAACAAUUAAUAAACAUAUGUCAAAACAAUUGAGACGAUUAUCAGUAAAAUGUUGGAAUUAUAUCAAAGUGGACACGGAUUUAGUACUGACCAGUAGUUUAUUAAAACGAUUGACAGGAUUAACACAUUUGACACUUGAGUUAAAAUCUUGUGAUAUAAUCGAUAAUCAGUUUUUCAAUGAUAUUCACCUAAAUCUUCCGCGACUACAGUCUAUACAUUGUAACGAUGUGGCCAUCAAUGAUGAGUCGAUCAUAACUAUGGGACAGUUGGCUAACCUGACGGAUGUUUAUAUCCGAUGCAAUCGAAACAAAUUUUUGACGACAAGUAAAUCAAUAAUUUCCCGACAUUUACUGAUCGGAUAUAUUCCCUUAAGAGCUUAA
Messenger RNA from Oppia nitens, 1470 nucleotides. RefSeq lists its product as uncharacterized. Bases 16 to 1470 code for a protein of 484 amino acids. The transcript has 3 exons. NCBI's taxonomy places the organism in Eukaryota, Metazoa, Arthropoda, Arachnida, Sarcoptiformes, Oppiidae. Gene Ontology annotation, molecular function: protein binding. The record is from RefSeq and is a predicted model, not a curated record.